AUGGCCCAAGCGCGAGUCUCUCCGCCGGGAGCGCACUUCUCGUAUUCCACGCCGCCCAGCCCACUCUCUCUGGACGGCAAGCCGCACUCGUUGGAAGGUCGGGUCAGCAACCCGCCUCACGCGCAGCAAGAUGCGGGUGUGGCGGAGGCGGCAGAGCUGACGGCGGACCUAUGCGCGAUGGGCGGAGACGAGGAGAUGGUGGAAGAGGGGAACUGCGAGGGCGGAGGGGGGUUGGAGUGGCGGCGAGUGGUGGCGAUGCUGAUGUCGGACACGAAACACGCGAUGAACGCUGUGGAUUGCGUCAUGGGCGGGCAGGGCGGACAGGACGAGCAGCAGCAGCAGCAGCAACAACAUUACGACGAGAUGCGAAACCAGCAGCUGUCGCACCAGCAUGUUGAUCACACGUUACACGACGAUCACGAGACACAGCACCCGUGGCAGCGGCUCGAGAAUGACACUGCGCAGUGCCACCAUCGCAACUGGCAGGCGACCCCAUCCGCCUCAUCUCCGCUCAAGCUCGUUAUACCCAUCCCGCGGCACCACGGGGAGACCCACUCCGCAGCAACUACCACAGCGACACAUGUCGGCGAUGCCGUGGCCGGUCCAGCCUCCAGCAAUGGGCUCACGCCCCACCAACUGCAAAUCACGCCUCAGCUGCAAAGCCCGUGUCCACAACACCAAGUCUAUCCUGCGCCAUCUCCCGUAUUCUCGACUCCUGUCGGCGACUCACCACCGUCGUACUAUCGACCCGAAAUCGGCAGCGACGGUAAGGCGCGCCGAGUCCCGCUCCGACACUGUGAGCGGAGCCUCCAGCCGCUCAAGCUGUCGCUGACUGAAGCUCGCCCGCACGACCUGCUUGGCUCGGAGCAGCCUGCGUCGGAGGGAUGGCGAAGCAAGUCGAAACGGCGCGAGGAACUAACAGUGGGGUCACCUCGCGCUCAAGUGAUGUCGCCUGGCGUGCAGAUGGUGUCGCCUGACGACGGGUUCACGUCGCCUACCUGCCUGACGUCCUCGCCUGGCGUUCGGAUGGCGACGUCCCCUGGCCUACAGUCGCCGCCUAUCAUUCUGCUCGACGACAUGAGCGCAGGGAGUGGGCGAAGCGCACCGAAGCGAAGGCGCGGACAUUCUGGUUCUUGGGAGGCUCGCGGGAGUAGCGAUUCCCCAGGUGCUCAUAGAGCCGCGGUUGCGCAAGAGGAGCGUUCUGCAGGAGCAGUCAGCGUGUCACCCGCUGCUGCUGCUACCCCAUUUGAGGGGCCUGAUUGGCUGCACCACCUGCACUCGGGCAAGCUGCAAACGCUCCCAAUCAUGCUACGGAUGGAGACGACCAAGGAUCGCAUUUCGCUACUACGACAACUCGUCGCACCCGCACUAACGAAGGGAGACACGGCGACGGUGCUUGGCGAGGUCGAACAGUUUGUGAGGGCAGUUUACGAGAAGCUCAAGGAGAUCAGCAACGGUCACGAGCAGCACGCCGCGUUUCCCGCCAACGAGAAUGGGGAGGGGUGGUGCGCUCCGGCUAGUGGCUGGGCACAGAGUGAAUUUAGAAUGGAUGGAGGUGUUGGUGGCCGCGAUGGCGUGGGAUUGGCUGCCAAGGGUCUGAGGCUGGUUACUCGACGAACCGUGGAGACGUUCGUGAAUCGAGCGACACAUUGUAGGAAGCAGUAA
This is a messenger RNA of Closterium sp. Naga37s-1, 1665 nucleotides long. The record is from the annotation of a GenBank genome assembly. Lineage: Eukaryota; Viridiplantae; Streptophyta; Zygnematophyceae; Desmidiales; Closteriaceae.